AAAGAUGGCGCCCCGCCUCACCCGCCUGCAGCGCUGCUAGCCGGGGCGCAGCCGGGGGCGGCAUGGGGGGGACCCCGCGCCCCGGGCACUGAGCCGGCCGCGGGCAGCGCUCUGCGCCCCCCGCCCGGCGCUGAGCCCCGAGGACUUGGCGGAGCGUGUCUGCUGGGGCUCAUGGAGAACGGCACACACAACCCAAUCAUCCGAGAUGUCUAUGCAGCUGCCAGCCACCUGCAACAAGCAGCGGUCAACUCUUCUGCGAAUGGGAGUGGCUGCAAAGAUCUGAUGGUCAAACUGACGGAGGGGCAGUAUGUGCUCUGCAGGUGGACUGAUGGACUCUAUUACAUUGGAAAGAUCAAGAGGGUAAGUGGCUCCAAAAAGAGCUGUCUUGUGACCUUUGAAGAUAACUCCAAGUACUGGGUCCUUUGGAAGGAUAUUCAGCAUGCUGGUGUCCCUGGAGAAGAGCCGAAGUGUAACAUCUGCCUGGGAAAGACAUCAGGGCCCCUGAACGAAAUCCUCAUCUGUGGAAAAUGUGGUCUCGGUUAUCACCAGCAGUGCCACAUCCCAGUGGUGGACAGCAGCGAUGGCCCCGUGCUGACGCCCUGGUUUUGUCGGAGAUGUAUAUUUGCCCUGGCUGUACGGAAAGGGGGCGCCCUGAAGAAGGGAGCCAUCGCCAAGACGCUGCAAGCCGUCAAGAUGGUGCUGUCCUACAACCCGGAGCAGCUGGAAUGGGAUUCUCUGCACAGGACCAAUCCACAGCAGUGUUACUGUUACUGCGGGGGCCCUGGAGAAUGGUACCUGAAGAUGCUGCAGUGUUACAGUUGCAGGCAGUGGUUCCACGAGGCCUGCACGCAGUGCCUUAGCGAUCCCAUGAUGUUUGGAGACCGGUUUUAUAUUUUUUUCUGUGCGGUGUGUAACCAGGGGCCAGAAUACAUCAAGCGCCUGCCCUUGAGAUGGGUCGACGUUGUCCACCUGGCCCUCUAUAAUCUGGGCGUCCAGAGCAAAAAGAAGUACUUCGACUUUGAGGAAAUCCUAGCCUUUGUGAAUCACCACUGGGAUCCUUUACAGCUCGGAAAGCUGACCAGCACUCCGGCCUCAGAACGUGCUCCACACCUGCUCAAUGCACUCAACAGCUACAAAAGCAGAUUUUUGUGCGGUAAGGAAAUCAAGAAGAAGAAAUGCAUCUUUCGCCUGCGAAUUCGUGUCCCGCCAAACCCCCCAAGCAAGCUCCUGCCAGAGAAAGUACCAGGUUUGGGUGAGAAUGGAGCUUCUGAGCUGAAGAAGAGAGGAAAAAGCAAAUACGCCCAUAAAAACGGUUUGCUGCCGCAUGAAUUUCAACAGCAGAAAAGGCGAGUUGCUAGAAGAAAAAGAUCAAAAUUUUUGUUGGAGGAUGCUAUUCCCAGUAGUGACUUCACCUCGGCUUGGAGCACAAACCACCACCUGGCCAGCAUAUUUGACUUUACACUGGAUGAAAUUCAGAGCUUAAAAAGUGCCAGCUCAGGGCAGACUUUUCUUUCUGACCUGGAUUCCACAGAUGCUGCCAGCACAUCUGGCUCUGUGAUAACGAGCCUGUCUUAUGAAUCGAGCAGAAGGAACGUGGGCAGCCGGAAACGAAAGCUGGCGGCUAAAGCCUACGCCCCAGUGGGGGGGAAGAGAAAAGGCAUUGAACAAGGCGGGCACCUGAACAGCUGCGCCUCAGAGAGCAGUGAGGCGGCCUGUGCCCCGGAGCGCCAGGAUGAUGGGAUUGACAGCCACACCUUGGAGAGCAUCAGCGAGGACGACUCCUCCCUCUCCCACCUCAAGUCCUCCAUCACCAACUACUUUGGAGCAGCCGGCAGGCUGGUGUGUGGGGAGAAGUACCAGGUGCUAGCCCGCAGGGUGACUCCGGAGGGGAAAGUCCAAUAUCUGGUGGAAUGGGAAGGCACCACCCCAUAUUGAUCCCUCUGGCUUGGACCAGCCUGGGAAACCUCUCCUAGAAUUAAAUAGAUCUAUCAAUCAAACAAAACCCAUGACCUAAACCAAAGGAGGCAAGGGAUGGGGAUGAGCAGGGCUCUCGCGCUGGCCGUGCACCGAUGCGGGAGAGUUUUGACCGCUCUCCUUACGCUUACAGUGAGUUGUGCAGGCGAGGUUUGAAAGGAACACUUAACGGUCUGGAGCAGGGGAUCUCUAGGGAACUGGGAAGGACUUAGGACAGGAUAUAGUGGAGGCAGUUGGACACGGCGAUUACAUCCAAACUUACUGUGAGCCGCGGCAUCGGGUGGCUAAAACUGAUCGAGUUCUUGUUUUUAAUGAUGGUUAUUUUAUUGGUCACGUAUAUACAACUGGCUUCCCCGGGGGACCCUUUGGCUAAGCCAAGGGAGCCAUCUUUGUGGAAGUGAGCAAUUAGUUAUAUGGCUUUUCAGUGUGAUACUCUGCUGCACCAUAGAGGCAUGGUAGGCCCAUCCGAACCACUCAGCAUCUGGCUGAUAGUGCACACGUGUGUCUGAUGGAGCAGCUCUUGUGGUGAGAGGAAAGCAAAGAGGGAAGUUUGAGUGGAGAAAGGAAAACCAAUCUGUAUCGAGCUCAAACUAUCAUCCCUUCUAGUAACAAUAAAAAUGCUGUUAUGCAGAAGAACCACAUAAGUCCACCAGUGUCUUAUGAUCACAUACAAGCCUUAAAUAACAGACCCAACUGGUCUUGUUACUAAAGCAGAAAGCACCUCCAUAACCGGUUCUAUAAUGCCUAAGCACCCAGGUAUCACAUUCUUGUGCUGAUAGAAAAUGCUGGGCAAGAUGACUCUUGUCAAAGCAAUUAUAUAGUAUUUACCUCCUCGUCAUACACCCAUUCAUUAAUGGGACACACACACACACACACACACACACACUCUCUCUCUCUCUUCGGCCAUUCACUUUCAGCCACAGGACAGAUUUACAUCACGGUUGCUAUUGUCCCAUGACAUUAAGAUGUAAAAUGAUGCAGCAGCUCCAUUUGCUUAUUCUUUUGACAAUCACAGUCUUGGAAUGAAUCUGACAAAUGACGUGAGCUUGCCUUAAAACCAAGGAGGGCAUUGUUUGGCACUGAUGGCAUCUUAAAUGAAAUGGAGCCAUGGGCAUUUAUUUUUGUAAAGAUCAUUGUGUUGAAUGCUGUAAAGAUCAUUGUGUUGAAUGCUGCCAAGUGAGUAGACAAGCCAAAAAAACCAGCCAAACAAAAAGCAAAACAAAGGAAAAGUGAUUGUAUCUCUGCGAAUGAAAGAGAAAUGUUUGUGUAGGGGGAGGGAAUUUCUGUUGCUGCUGCUUUUGGAUACGUAACAAUACAUAUUGCUAUUUGUAUUACCUGACAUAUACCAGCUGAACCAAAUCUUUCUACUUAGCGCUGCAUGAUCUCUGUCUUUGUUGCUCUUGCAUAUAUAAUGGAAGAAGAGGAUGUAGCCUUGCAGGGCAAGGAAGGGAGAGGAAAUGCAGUAACUUAAGAAUCAGAAGAACGAAUGUAAUAAAUUAUUGGAAGGCGAGCCAUGUUUUCCAUUAUUGGGAUUCAGAAAGUGACUUGCUAAGCUGAAUUCUGGGAUUCAGUUUGCCUACCUAAUAAUAAAAAAUUGCCACUCUUGUCUAAUAUAAAGUGAUAUUGUCAGGUAGCUUAGACACAAUCUAGGUUGUUUUAAAAUAUAUCUAUACUUUUACAAGCUCUAAUAUCAGUAGAAAUGUUUGUUAGAUUUUUCUUUUAAACAUUCAGUGAAAAGUUAUCCACACUUUCUAGCCUGGUUGUUGAGAACCCAGAGUGAAACUGACAAUAAACAAGUGACAAGGUGGGGGAGGUAAUAUCUUUUUAUUGGACCAACUUCUGGUGAUGAGAGACAAGCUUUUGAGCUGCAUAGAGCUCUUUUUCAGAUGACCUGAAGUUGGUCUGAUACAUGAUACAACUUCACCCCACUUGUCUCUCUAAUACCCUGGGACCAACAUGGCUACAACAACACUGUGAAUAAAUAACAGUGAAACUGACAAGUCUCCUUUCAUUGUCCAAACUGAAUGAAGUGCAAAAAUUUAAACAUCUUAAAGGCAAAAAAACCAAACUAGAGUUUGCAAAUUCUUUCACCUUUAAUAAUCCCUAAAGGACAUGGUUUUAACAGUGUAUAUGAUUUUAUGACCUGGCUGUUGAAAGAUGAACUGAAAAGCUCAUUUUAUUGAAAAAACUUUAUUUAAGAUCCUGAAUCAUUCAGUGUGUGAUUCUCCCCUAACUGACAUGGGGGUAAAGCAAGAGUAAAAACAGGUGAGAGAGGAAAAUUAGGUUCCAUUUUAAAGCAGAACUCCCAUAAUAAAAGCAGCACUUCCCCACUGACGUCCAAAUGAACGGCACAACAUCACCUUCACAGAACAGGUUAAAGUUACAAACCAAAGGCCAUAUUAUAUGAUCCUUAACAAAGUAAAACUCCCAUUGACGUCACUCUUCAAAUAACAUCGUGGAUAAUCCAAGUUCUGGGGUGAUGGUGGUUGUUUUUAAUUUAACCCCUCCCCCCAAUCUGAAUUAAGGUCUCCGUAUUUCUGUAGUCUGCGUUUGAUUAUAUGGCUGAGACCCGGAAUGGUGCAUACAGCUCCUUGCUGUCCUUUGAGUGUUAGAGUUUGGGGCUGGAUUCUGACUGGAUGCACCAGUGUAAAGUUGAAGUAUUUCCAUUGCCUUCAGUGGCGUUUUUCAAGAUUAUCCCAGAAUAACUAGGAUCAGAAUCUGGCCUGUUAUCAGCUGCUGUAGCAGAAGCAGAUUAGUCUGAACAUCCAUCAUAGGUUUUAGGUGUGUGUUGUGUUUGUUUUUUUUUUAAAGCCUUUCAAUUAAUCUGUCAGAAAUGAUCUAGGAACACCUCGAUGGAAAAGCCACCACCUGUUUGUGAAAUGUGGAGUCUGUCGUUGGGACUGGAUUUGAAUCCAGCGAAUGGAAACCAUGGCUUUUAAAAGUUAAUCUGUAGUACAUCUCUACUGUUAAAGUAACCUCUCACCACUGAGGCUUGGUCUACACUACCAUCUUAUGUCGGUAUAGCUCCAUCGCUCAGGGGGGGUGGAAAAUCCACCCCCCGGAGCGAUGCUGUUAUAUGGAUCUAACCCCCGCUGUAGAUAGUGCUGGGUGGCCGGGAGAGCCUCUCCUGUCAACAUAGCCAAUGCCUCUCAGGAAGGUGGAGUACCUGCACCAAUGGGAGACACUCUCAGUGCUAUAGUGGUGUAGCUUCACUGCUACAGCACUGUCUGUGUAGACAAGUCCUUCGUCAAAUGCAUAGAAAGCAUUAAAAGACUCUCCUAACUACACAGGUUGUGGGUGAAAAGAAACUGACUUGGCUCCUGAACCUGCAUCAGAUCAGUGUGGGCCUGUGCUUGUGUGGAUCCAGUUGUAGGGUUGGAGUCUUUCUAUGCGUGUUAGGACGUUUUUUGAUUUGGUCUCUUGGGACUUGAUCCAAACCCCAUUGGAAUCAAUGAGUUUUUUCCAUUGACUUCAACAGAGUUCGGAUCAGGCCCUAGAUAAUUUUGCAUCUUUUGAGCACAAAAGCUAGUUGUGGGGUUUUUGUUUUUGUUUUUGCUGUUUCCAAAAGCUAGGCUUUUUUGUAAUGAUUUGAAGUACUGUAGCUAUUACAUGUCCUGGGAAAUACAUAAGUGCUUUGAAUGCAUCUUUAUAGCCAAAGAGGCAAUAUGAAAAAGACCCUUUAUUGAAUCUGCUCCUUGUUCUCAGCACAUAUUCAGGAGCCUCAGGAUAACCAAGAGAUUUUGAGGCUUUUGGCUUAGAAAUGAUCGGGGUGGGGGAGGAGGGACAUAACCCCAUUCCUUCUGUAUUUUAAAUGUGAGUGUUAGAGUUGGAUCAGUGCUCAUCGCCUUUCACAGGUGAAGUGAAAGAGACAAGAUCCUGACUCUGCCGUGAGCUGCGCCUCACUUGUCAACUUCAGUAGGUUCUGCCUGCAUGGAGCUUAUAACCUGAUCAGGGAAUUAGCAUUUAAGAUCUUAAAUCAGUAACAGAAUCGAUGUGCCUGCUGAAAUUGCAUGCAACUCCCUUGAAAAGACGGUAGCGGAAAGUCCGUUCCUCCUUUACUUACCUGCCAAGACCCGAAACUCCCACUGACUUCAGUGAGUGUCCCUGAGAGAGGUUUGCAGAGCUGGGGUCCAGGGGCUCGGGCUUGGCUUAGAGCAGUGUGAGGGACCCAGCUGCCUGUUCUGCUCUGGGUGUUGGUAGAGUGCUCAGCUGAUGCGCAAUGAAUGAAUCCUGAUCUUGCCAGGUGGGGCCUUUCUGUUCAUCUCUCAAUUGUGUUUUCCCCCCUUUGGAAGCCGCGGAAUGGGCAGAAUAGGCAGCGCAGUGACACCAAGUCCUCAGAAAGCCAUUGAACGUUUCAGGAAUGUCUGUGCCCCAGUGUGCUGCGCGUGUAAACACAAGAAAAUCCCCCACUUUGUCACAGGGUGUACGCUUCUUAUGUUAGGCCCUGCAAACAAACCAGCCAACCAACCAAUCUUCCCCACCUCCACAUGCGUUCCAGCGAGGGGAAUGUGGAGCCUUUAAAAACGCUUUGUUCCAGAGGAUGUGUUGCAUUAGUUCUAAUAGAUCUUAUAACGAUUCUGUGCACCUUCGAAAGAUUUAUGAUGUCAAGUUGCUGCUUUUAAUAACCAACUUUUGUUAUAUUCAAGUUGUAAUUAAUAUGUCUGAUGUACAAUUAAAAAGUCUUU
Molecule: messenger RNA, 6659 nt
Organism: Malaclemys terrapin pileata
Lineage: Eukaryota; Metazoa; Chordata; Testudines; Emydidae
Gene: PHF19
Product: PHD finger protein 19
Exons: 15
Coding region: 172-1935 (587 amino acids)
Biological process (GO): chromatin organization; regulation of DNA-templated transcription
Cellular component (GO): nucleus
Molecular function (GO): chromatin binding; DNA binding
Source: RefSeq, a predicted model, not a curated record